Messenger RNA from Nematostella vectensis (starlet sea anemone), 1560 nucleotides. RefSeq lists its product as uncharacterized. The coding region runs from base 145 to 1344 and encodes 399 amino acids. NCBI's taxonomy places the organism in Eukaryota, Metazoa, Cnidaria, Anthozoa, Actiniaria, Edwardsiidae. The transcript is spliced from 6 exons. Gene Ontology annotation, molecular function: phosphatidylinositol binding. The record is from RefSeq and is a predicted model, not a curated record. Gene Ontology annotation, biological process: intracellular protein transport.
CAUAUAACUUGUGUGACUUGUUUUACUCUUCUAAAACGUUUCUUCACUUCGUCGAUUCAGUUCUUCGCAACCUUCGACAACUUACGUUAUGCUUACUGUUUUCUGACAUUAGUAGAAGGGCUGUCGUGCCUCAAUCCACCAUAAAUGGCUAAUGGAGAGUUCCUUUCUGUUGUUGUGAGAAACCCAAGAACCCAUCUCCGUGGGCGUUGGCCUCAAUUCACAGACUACGAGAUCCUUAUUUGGACGAACAGCACAUGUUUUGUCAGCAGCAAAUCAUGUGUACGAAGGAGGUUUUCUGAGUUUGAAUGGCUGCGCAACAUCCUUGAACAGAAUGGAUCUAUUUCACUGCAACCCCCACCACUCCCGCACAAGAGACUCCUUGGUCGCUUCAACCAAAGUUUUAUCAAGGAGAGACAGCAGGAACUCCAGGACUUUCUUGUCAGGGUGCUUGCAGUGACUUCCUACCUUUCAGAGGCAGCCCUUCAUCUGUUCCUUCAAACCAACCUGUCAAUCAACACCAUCGAGCGUAUCCUGGAUGGCAGAGACACCCGUGAGGUAGCUGAUGUGAUUGCCGAUGAAUGUCACAAGGGUGUGGCUGACCAGGAUGAUCUUGGUCUCCAUAAGAUACAGUUUGCUGGUCGGUUUUGUAGCCGUUCUUGCAAAGAAACUGAGAGGAAAAGUGACAGUGGUUUCUCUAGUGCUUCAUGUGACUACCGAUCACACUCUGCUAGCUGCUCCUCAAUCCACAGCAACACAUCACCAUUGAAAAGCCGUUUCGACUGGCCAACAACCACCUCUGCUUCCAAACUACCAACCGGCCAACUCAUCGCCGCUGAUGAACACCCAUCACCCGCAGUACAACCUGCACUUUCCAGCGACUGCAGCAGUCAUUGCGGUGAAGAGAAAUGCAAGCGCUGUUUUAAUUAUGAUGCUGAUGAUGAGAUUGAUGUCGAUACUACGGGCUACAAUAUAAUGAACAACAGUACAAACAAGGUAAUGAAGUGGUUGAGUGCUAUGACAGAGUCUGGAGAUUACAAUGAAGAAGAAAUCUCCGCCCAACCGGAACCAACCACUCCAUUCUGCUAUAUUCCCGAAUAUGAUGUCAUCAGUGUACCCUGCUUAAAGAGGUCACUCCCCUUGGCCAUCACAGCCUCCACAAGCACUGGAUAUGAUAGUAAUGACAUGGAUGACUCGUUGUGCUCUGAGUACAGUGUGGUUCACUCUACUCUGGGAGGUCUCCAGCUUAUCAAUAGCAGUGAUGAUGAUGAUUCUUUAUCAUCUAGUCUAAGCUCUGUUGGCGUUUAUAGAACCUAUGAUGUCAUAGAGAUGAUUGAAGUUCGGUAGUUCUGGAUGCGUGUUACGUGCUAAAGCUAAAUCACUAUCAUCCGUACAUAGCCCUAAUAGUGUGUUCAGAACUUACGACGUCAUAGAGAUUAUUAUAGUACAACAACGACACCCAAUCCUUCCGCUCCUAACAUCUGUAUACUGAUAAAAUAAUAUAAUUAUAUUUCUCAUUGUUAUUAUAUCUAGUUUUACAGUUAUUAAAGCUAUUAUUACUGA